AUGGAGAUCGCACGUCCAGCCUCCCAAACACACCUGUCACGCUCCCGCUCCCGCUCGCGCCGCUCCCACCCAAACCUCCACCACCUCUCCCUCGCGCCCCUAAGCUCCACCUACAUCGCCUCCGACGCCCACGAAGACUACACCGACCGCGUCCCGCGCAGCUCCUAUAUCCAAUCCGCCACCGCACCCACUACACCCGGCAUCCUCUCGCGCUCAACCUCCCCGACCCACUCCCGCCGCCGCGGCCGCCAACCCGAGAAUCCGCAGUACCAGCACGAAAGCUACUUUCUGACAACCCAUGCGCACCCCAAUGCAGGCAUCACAAAAGCCAAGUCCUCCUCCGCGCUACUAGCGACGCAUCCCUCCCGCCUCAACACCCCGGCCACCACCAACGCCACGGGAAAGACAGCACUGUCCCCAUACGCCCGCGCCAAAGCGACAAAGACGACAGAGCCGGCCGAAGACUCCUGGCUGCACCGGGCAGGCCUCGCGAUCGCGACCUCGACGCGCGAAGACAAGGGCCAGUCGUGGCUCGUGCGGCGCGCGAGCUCCACCAGCUCACUGCCCGCUAUCGACGAUGCCGCGGACAGCUACACCGAGCCUCAUGCGAACCACAACGGGGCGCUCGGCCUCGCGGACGAUGAACUCAGCCCCCAAACACCGCGGUAUAGUCGCCCGGGCAGCAGCUUCGCGACGCCGGGCGCGAGCAGGCGCGGGAGUCGGCGGGGAAGUAGGAGGGGGAGCAAGAUCGAGCUCAUGACGCCUGUGGGGACGAAGACGCCCGGCUCUGCUGAGAAGGAUACGGGGUUCUUUGAAACCGAUACCGCUGCGGCCGUCGAGCCUGAUUUCGUCGGCCUCUCAGGCGAAGACGCAGCAGACUCAGUGGCCGACGAAGAAGUCGUCGCGCGGCUAGCGCGCGAGGCUGGUUUCGGGCUCGGCGGCUGGGUUGAUCGGCUUAUCGGGUGGAGUGUUUUUCGCGUGCAGGAGGAGGGGGAGGAAGGGGAUAGUGAGACGGAGACGGAGGUGGGCGUGCAGAGGAAUGUGUUGGAGAGUGAGGAGGAGCUGAGGAGGAGGCUGGAGGAGGAGAGGGAGAAGAGGAGGGAGGAACGAGAGAGGAUGGUGGCGGCGUCGAGGGAAGCGGUCAAGGAAACGACGGCGCUGCCGGAGGGGGCGGAGGAGGGGGGAUGGCAGGAUGCGGCGUGGCUGUUGAGUGUGGCUAGUAAGGUGCUGCUUUAG
Messenger RNA from Coniosporium apollinis CBS 100218, 1236 nucleotides. RefSeq lists its product as uncharacterized. The record is from RefSeq and is a predicted model, not a curated record. The transcript has a single exon. Bases 1 to 1236 code for a protein of 411 amino acids. NCBI's taxonomy places the organism in Eukaryota, Fungi, Ascomycota, Dothideomycetes.